AGUCGUUAUAAAAUGUUUUAUAUACCAUCUAUAUAACUACCCUUUACACGAUCACUCGGUCAAAAUGUCCCGUGAUUCCGUCAAGCAUAGCGGUCACUUGGCCAUUUCCAGCAAGAGGUCAUCCGUGGCUGCUGGUUACUAUGAUGACGAUUUUAUCGAGCAUAUAUUACCUGGAACAAAGGAAAAUCCACUUCUAAACUUCCUGUACUACCUCCGGGUUUACAGUGUUCGGAAGCUUAUCGAUCUCUGCAUAGCAGAGUUUUCAGAAAAGGUGCAGUUUGUAAAUUUUGGGUGUGGAAUGGACACAAUAUCACUUUGGCUUAUUCAAAAAUAUGGAGGAUAUCGCAAAGGAGUCGUUUGUUUCGAAUUAGACUUUCGAUCUCAGUUGGAAAAGAAAAAUGCACUUGUCAGUAAAUGUGAUAAGGCCAUGGAAAUGUUCACUAAUUUCGAGUAUAGAGACGGUCUCGCAUAUUCAGACCAAUACCGUAUGAUUCCCAUUGAUUUGUCACACGAGGAAGAACUCAAGAAACUUGAAGAAUAUGGUUUCUCUAGAGAACUUCCUACAAUAUUCCUCAGCGAAUUAGUUCUGGUUUAUGUUGAAGCAGAGGCAGCGAAUAAAGUUAUAAAGUACGCAAGAGACUGUGCAAAACAGUCAUGCUUCAUUUACAUGGAACCCAUAUCUACAUUUGACAGUUUUGGAAAACUCCUAGUUUCGAGAUUCAGGAGUCAUGGACUUGGAAUUCACGGUACCGAAAAAUAUCCAACGAUAGAGGACCAGAUAAAUAGAUAUAAGAGUCUUGGAUGGGAACAUAUUGUUGUUAAGGAUAUGAAUUAUAUCAUGAACCGCGCCAUAGAUGAGGAAGAAAUGCGUCGUGUUAGGUCUCUUGAAAUUUUGGAUGAGGUUGAAGAGCUGGCUCUGUUAUGCAACCAUUAUGCCGUUGGUACCGCAACUACCGAUGAUAAACUAUUUAAAAAGAUAUUAGAGUUCUUGGAUAGAAAUAAGGAACAAACAAAGAGUAGCUACACUACACAACAAAUAUGUGAAAUGAUCCUCGAUGGAACCAUAAAAAAGAUUCAACCUUCCAUUCUAGAGGUUGCGCCGUUUUCCAAAUUUUUUUCUGAAAUCAUUUCAGAUAGCAUAAAGGGCAAAGCAAAUGUACGAAUUAAGGAUAGCGAAGAUGAUAGAGAAGAAUAGAGCAGUAUUUUUUAUCCACUUUAAAGGGAAGCCAAUUAUAU
Theileria equi strain WA is the source of this 1236-nucleotide messenger RNA. RefSeq names its product leucine carboxyl methyltransferase, putative. Bases 65 to 1195 code for a protein of 376 amino acids. The record is from RefSeq and is a predicted model, not a curated record. Gene Ontology annotation, biological process: methylation. The transcript is spliced from 5 exons. Lineage: Eukaryota; Apicomplexa; Aconoidasida; Piroplasmida; Theileriidae. Gene Ontology annotation, molecular function: methyltransferase activity.